GAGCCGCGGCGGAGCGGGGGUGACACGUAAGUGCGGAGCUGGGGCCAGGGGGGGAGUGUGAGGGAAGAAGUCGCCUUUGUUUCUCUCAGGUGGUGACUGACGGCGCAGCCACCGUCCGGGCGGGUCCCCGCGGCGGGGCCGGGCUGAAGGCACCGCUUGAGGAGCCCGACCCGCAGGCCGCCGUAUCCCGCUCCGCUGCCCGCCCCUGCCGCGGGGAGCCGGGGCAGUCAGUCAGUCAGUCAGCCGGCAGCCUCCCUUCCCGCCGCCGGAGGGGCCGGGAAGCACUGGGCAGCCCCGCGGCCCCAGCAUGCGGAUGGGGCACCCGCCCCUUGCUCCGCAGAGUCCCGCCGGCUCCGCUCCCUCCCGCAGGCAGGGACAAACCGCCGAGGUGCCCAGGGGCUGAGGCUUUCGUCCGGCCCCUCCCGCCCUCCGUCCCGCCCUCCUCCUCCUCCUCAUCCUCUUCAUCUCGGGGCCUCCGAUGUCACCGUCUUCUCGCCCGCCGCCACCAGCCGCCCGCUGCUAAACUGUGAGGGGUGGGGGGCCCUCGGGACCCCGCCGGGGACAUGGGCAACGGGAUGUGCUCCCGAAAACAGAAGCGGAUUUUCCAGACCCUCCUGCUUUUGACUGUGGUGUUCGGCUUCCUCUACGGGGCGAUGCUGUACUACGAGCUGCAGGGCCAGCUGAGGAAGGCGGAGGCCACGGCGUUCAAGUACCAGCAGCACCAAGAGUCCCUCUCAGCUCAGUUACAAGUUGUAUACGAGCACAGGUCAAGAUUAGAAAAGUCACUACAAAAGGAAAGGCUUGAACAUAAGAAAGCAAAAGAAGAUUUUCUUGUUUAUAAACUAGAAGCACAGGAAACACUAAAUAAAGGAAGGCAAGACUCCAACAGCCGGUACAGCGCCCUGAGCGUGCAGCACCAGAUGCUGAAGAGUCAACAUGAAGAACUAAAGAAGCAGCAUGCUGACCUUGAGGAAGACCACCGAAAACAAGGGGAAGAGUUCAGCAGAACUUUCAAUGAUCACAAGGAGAGAUACUUGCAGCUGCAGCAGGAGAAGGAGCAGGAGAUCUCUAAGCUGAAGGAAUCCCUCUAUAACUUACGGGAGGAGAACAGACAGCUGAGGAAAGCUCACCAAGACAUUCACACCCAGCUCCAAGAUGUCAAGCAACAGCAUAAGAACUUACUCUCCCAACACAACCAGCUUGUAGUGACUUUGGAAGACCACAAGAGUGCACUAGCUGCUGCACAGUCCCAGGUGGAGGAAUACAGACAGCUGAAGGACACACUCAAUAAAAUCCCAAGUUUCCGCCAGCCUGAGUUCAAGCAACCAAAUGAGCAACCAGAGGUGCAAGCAACGUCCCCCAGCAGUGACCUCCCCACCCACCACGAAGCUGUGGCUGAAGAGCACAAGGAGAAUGAGAAGCUGAAAGAGAGAGAAGAAAUAAAUUCCCAGGAAAGAGAAGAAGACUCUGAGCGUUUCCACCUGCGAAGGAGCACUGGGGAGGGCCAGCAUGCCAAGGAGCUGAAUAUUCAGGAGCAACAAGAAGCUGGAGAGGAUGAUGAGCAACGUGUUGAUCAGGUUGAAGAGGAACGCAAAAAAGAACUUGAAGAGGAAGAAAUGGAGCAGGCAGGACAGCCUGAGCACUUAGAGGAAGAGCAGGAUCAAGCACCAGAGGAGCAUGAGUGGAAAAAACAGGAGCAGAAAGAAGAAGAAACCAACAUGCUGGGUGAUCAUCUUCAUUCAGAGAUAACAUCAACAAAAGCUGUCACAAAAAGACAGAAGUCAGUUUAUGAGCAGCAACUGGAGCAGCAGCACCUUGCAGCCCGAAGAGCAGAGGAAGCCUCUCGGCUACGGGAGCAUCAGGCAUCACUGCAGCAGCAGAGGCUGAGGGGACAACUGCUCAGGCAGCAACAGCUCCAGCUGCAGAAGGAGGCAGAACGAGGAGAAAAACUCUAUAAAAACAGGCUGAGCCAACAGGCUCAUUAUGAUAACGUGGACCAGGAUAUUGUGCAAGGGGAAGAAGAGCAAGGGAUUCAUGAAGAAGAAGCUUAUGAACGUGACAACCAACGCCAGGAUGAAGGUGAAGAAGAUGAUCAAAAUAAUGCAAACGAGCAGCAAGAACCAGAACAUCAAGCAGCAAAUCAGCAGGCUGGUGGAUCUAAGGCAGCUGUGGAAGAUGUGAAUCCUGCUGAUGACCCAAACAAUCAGGGAGAAGAUGAAUUUGAGGAAGCUGAGCAAGAGAGAGAAGAAAAUCUACCAGAUGAAAAUGAAAAGCACAAGCAGAGCAGUCAGAAACAAGGACACCCAGGAAUGGAAGAGCACCUAGUGAUGGCAGGAAAUCCUGACCAGCAGGAGGAUAAUGUGGAUGAGCAAUACCAGGAAGAAGGGGAAGAGGAGGUCCAGGAAGAUUUGACUGAAGAGAAGAAACGAGAACUGGAGCACAAUGCUGAGGAGCCAUAUGGUGAAAAUGAGGAAAAUGCAGAUGAAAAGAAUAAUGGAGGGGAAAAUCAAGAGCAAGAAAUGCAAGAAGAGAACAACCAGAGAGAAGUUCAUGAAGAAAAUUAUGAGGAGGAAGAGGAGGAGGAGGAAGGCAGAGCUGUUGCAGCCAAAACUCGGAGACGAGGGGAGAUGUAAUCCUCUGCCUUUUUCUAACAGUACACAAAUUCCUGGUUUGUCUUCUUGUUCUUUUUAAAAAAA
Calypte anna (Anna's hummingbird) is the source of this 2696-nucleotide messenger RNA. It is a transcript of the gene GOLIM4, whose product is annotated as golgi integral membrane protein 4. Bases 564 to 2633 code for a protein of 689 amino acids. Gene Ontology annotation, cellular component: Golgi membrane; Golgi apparatus. The transcript is spliced from 16 exons. NCBI's taxonomy places the organism in Eukaryota, Metazoa, Chordata, Aves, Apodiformes, Trochilidae. The record is from RefSeq and is a predicted model, not a curated record.